UGCUCGAGUCUGAGGAAGCACCGCCCCCACCCCCCGCCGUCCUGGGACACGAGAAGACACCGCACUGGGGAAUAUGCUGUCCUGCCAUUCCCAGCCUGAGUCCUACCACCAGCACACUGCUAGUUACAUUAGAGAGGCCUUGGCGCCUUUCUUGAAGGACGAAGAAGCCCGGCUCAUGGCUGAACGCGGUGCAAAGAGGAGCGCCUUCCAGCACCUCCUGUGUGCCGCCACCUCGCCGGCUCGGAAGCAGCAGGAGGAGAGUCUCACUUACCUCAACCAAGGUCAGUCCUACGAAAUCCGUAUGCUUAACAGCAAACUAGUGGAGUAUACAGAUACAAGCAGCAAAUAUGUGAAGUCCAGCUGCUCGGCCAUGUGCGAGCCGGACCUGUGCUCUGGCCUGAACUGGUCCUGUCUGUUCCAGAGCAUCGUGCGCGUGGCGUUUCAUGACCGUCGACUGCAGUAUAUGGAGCAUCAGCAGCUGGAGGGAUGGAGGUGGAGCCGACCUGGAGACCGAAUCCUGGAUAUAGAUAUCCCGUUGUCAGUGGGGAUACUGGAGCCCCGUUCAGACCCUCUGCAUCUCAACACCGUGGAGUUCCUCUGGGAUCCUUUGAAGAACGCCUCUGUUUUCAUCCAGGUGAACUGCAUCAGCACUGAGUUUACCCCCAGGAAGCAUGGUGGCGAGAAAGGAGUGCCCUUUCGCAUCCAGCUAGAUACUUUCACCACCAAUGAGAAGGGGGAAUACAUGGAGCUUGUCCACUCCUGUGGCUGCCAGGUCAAAGUCUUCAAGCCCAAAGGAGCAGAUCGCAAACUGAAGACCGACAGGGAAAAGAUGGAUAAAAAAGUCCCUGAAGACAGAGAGAAGUAUCAACUGUCCUACGAGAACACCGUGCUAAAGGAGUGCUCUCCGUGGCCCGAUGCCCUAAAUCUCAGCAGCCACAGCAGCAGCGGCACCCCGUCCCCAACUUCCUGCAGUUUCUCAGACGGCCACUGUUCACCCAACCAGCCAUCGGAGCUGCUCAGCUGCUGUGACCACCUUCUGCCAUCGUCCUCGCCACAGGACACCCAGCUGUGGCUUCACCACUACCGCUUCUCUCCGCUCUCAAGGCUCUUCUGCAGCUUCUCAGGUGCCGAUCUGUUGCGAAUGAGCAGGGAGGACCUGAUCCAGAUCUGCGGCCCAGCAGACGGUAUUCGCCUCUUCAACACCAUGAAAGGAAGGUGCAUUCAGCCCCGACUCACCCUGUAUGUGUGCCAGCAGGCGGCCGGACGCCAGCCCCCCAACAAGCCAGGUGCUGGAGGCAGCGGAGAACAUUCAAAUCGGCCAAAAGGGACAAUUCUUCUAUCACGCUCUGUACCUGGGGGAGCUGACACUGUUGGACCUCUCGGAAAAGAUUGCUACGCUUUACGGCGUCAAUCCGCAGCAAAUUACUCACAUAUACAGACAGAAAGCCGGCGGGAUCCACCUCUUGGUCUCUGACGAGGUAUCCUUAGUCCUCCUCUAUCCACCACUAACCCGUCAUUCCUGGGAGUGCUGCUAUAGGGCCCCGGCCAAGCUGCUUUUAUACUGCUGGUUCUCGUGGCUUUGUUUCAGAGUUCCGAUCAGGUGACCUCCAGCUGUGACCCCAUGUCACCACGUGUUCCUCGUGUAGUCAAACCUCUGUCUGUAGGUCCAUCGGUUUGUGUAUAAUUGGCUGGUAAAUGAUAAAAACAAAAGAAGAAAAGGACUCAAAGCAAAGCAGAUUUGACCACCAUGAGGUGCGAUAGCUUUGAUGAUAAUCACAGUCAUGCAACUUGGAAACUGAGUAACUGAAUAGAUACAAGCUCCAAAUACCGGUCUCAUUGGUGGGGCUCGAUCUAGCAAAGCAACAGAAAUGGUCAGAUUUCAAAUUGAACUGGAUGAAUUAUAAAUAAUGCAUACUCCCGUCUUCAAAUAAGAGAUUCACGUUCCGGUGUCAGCUCUGUUCCUCUCUGUUAACUCAUUGUUGGUCUGUGAGUCCAUGUUAGUAUUGAUCAUGUUGAGCUCUUAUUAUUUUAUUUAUUUUCUUUCAUUUGGAACGUUGUAAUAAUGAAGUUAAUAUUAAUAAUAUAUGAGCCAUAGUGGUUUCAAGCCUAAAAGAACAUAAAAUAAUCUGUCCAUUCUUAUUUAAAGCCUGUGCUCCCUCUUUGGAGACGCCACAUAAAAUCAAAGUAGAGCAUGUUUGAAGAAGUCAGAUUACACAUUUUUUAUGAUAAAAGGAAACAUUUUAUACUAUUUUGAUAAAUGUCCAAGAGAUUUUGUAAACCAUCGUGAAGUAUGUUAAAACAUUUGUUGACUAGUAUACUGAAAAAAGUCAUAAAUAAGUAGUAUAAGUAUACAGUAUAAGUAAAGUAAAUAAGUAGUCAUAGAAGCAUCAUAGAAUAUAUUGUUGGGGAAGUAUAGUGUUGUGAAUAAUCUGUUUGUUUCAGAUGGUGCAGAACUUCAGGGAAGAAAGCAGCUUCCUCCUCAGCAUUAUAAGAGGUAACAGUUUGUCACCUGUGUGGCUGGAUUAUUGGUUUUAUUGAACAUUUACUGCAAUGCUUUCUGGUACGCAGAUGGAAACACUGACGGCUUCCAUGUCGUGCUGAAAUGAGCAACAGGUCCUCAGUUGUACAGCUUGUAUAUAUGUCGAUCUAGGGUACAAUGUACCUAUGUAACAGGACUUACUGAACUUGAUUUAAUUUUUCUUUAAUUUUCUUUCUUUUUCAUUUCUAUUGUUGGUAAGUUACUGAUUCAUAUUAAAAAGGGCCCUUUAAUCAGAGGUAAACAUUGCUGUACUUAUGUGCCUUCAUUAUGUACAGUUCCUUGCAUAAGUAUUCAUCCCCUUUUGUUCCGUUUCAAACUGGAAUUCAAGUGGACUUUUUCCCAUUUAAUCAAAACAACAUGCUUUGAAGGUGCAGAACCUCUUUAUUGUGGCACAAACAAUAAUGAGAACAAAAAGUAUUCACCCCAGUAUUCAGUGUGUGCUCUCUAUACAGAGACAUAUUGUUUUGGCUCAAAUGAUAGUCAAGAUGUCAUAUGACUAGUAUGUGUAUCAAUUCUGUCUCCCACCUGCAAGUAUUAAUCAUAAAAUAAAUGCACUGUUUAAUAAUUUUA
This is a messenger RNA of Pungitius pungitius (ninespine stickleback), 3109 nucleotides long. It is a transcript of the gene tfcp2l1, whose product is annotated as transcription factor CP2-like 1. Lineage: Eukaryota; Metazoa; Chordata; Actinopteri; Perciformes; Gasterosteidae. Bases 74 to 1474 code for a protein of 466 amino acids. Gene Ontology annotation, cellular component: nucleus. The transcript has 13 exons. Gene Ontology annotation, biological process: regulation of transcription by RNA polymerase II. The record is from RefSeq and is a predicted model, not a curated record. Gene Ontology annotation, molecular function: RNA polymerase II cis-regulatory region sequence-specific DNA binding; DNA-binding transcription activator activity, RNA polymerase II-specific.